AUGACAAAGACCACUGUGCGCCCUGGUGAUCCGGACUGCGGCGAUGACUGCGAGUGCUGGAAGGACUCCUCGGCGCAUACAGACACCGAAGCACAGCACUUCCAUGACAGCCUUCAUCCUGAUCGCGAGAUUGGUGAUGCACAGGCAUGUCCGAACCCACUGGGAUCACCCGUCAAGCGUUUGUCAUGGCUCGACAGGUUCCUCACCCUGUGGAUCCUGCUCGCCAUGGCAGUCGGCAUCAUCCUUGGCUACUUUGUCCCCUCAACCCACCGCGUCCUCGAAACCGUCCAGUUCGUCAACGUCUCACUGCCAAUCGCUCUUGGGUUGUUGGUCAUGAUGUACCCCAUCCUCUGCAAAGUCCGAUACGAGCAUAUGCACGUCGUUCUCCGCUCAAAGGCUUUGUGGAAGCAGAUCGCUUUCUCGUUCGUGUUGAACUGGAUCGUUGCGCCGCUUAUCAUGGUUGCGUUGGCGUGGGCCACGUUGCCUGACGAGCGUGGAUACCGUGAGGGUCUCAUUCUUGUGGGGUUGGCGAGGUGUAUCGCCAUGGUUCUCAUCUGGACUGACCUCGCGAAUGGAGACGGCGAGUACUGCGCCAUUCUCGUUGCGUUCAACUCCCUGCUCCAGAUCGUCCUUUUCUCGCCAUUCGCACUCUUCUACCUCAAUGUCGUUGCGCCACAGUCCGAUUCAUACCAGGCUGGUAACCAGGGUACCGUGUCGUACAGUGUCGUUGCCAAGUCCGUUGCUGUCUUCUUGGGCAUCCCCCUUGGUGCCGCCGUCAUCACCCGCUUCGCCUUCCUCAAGCUCGGCGGCAAGAAGUUCUUCCACGACGUCUUCAUCCCGCUCAUCUCCCCCCUCUCCCUCAUCGGCCUACUCUUUACAAUUUUGAUCCUCUUCGCCUCCCAAGGUCGCCAAGUAGUCCAAUCAAUCACCGGCGUCCUCCGCGUCUGCGCCCCCCUAAUCCUCUACUUCCUCCUCCUCUUCUUCGGAACCCUCUACCUGGCCCGCUACCUCGGUUACACCUACCGCAUCUGCGUCGUCCAAGCCUUCACCGGUGCCUCCAACAAUUUCGAGUUAGCUAUCGCUGUUGCUAUUGCGAGUUAUGGGAUUGAUUCGAAGCAGGCGUUGGCGAGUGUUGUGGGGCCGUUGGUAGAGGUGCCGGUGUUGUUAGGGUUGACGCAUUUCGUUACUUGGAGGCAUCAGAAGGGCGAUUGGAGGAGGAAUGGAGAAUGA
Messenger RNA from Saitoella complicata NRRL Y-17804, 1230 nucleotides. Its product is annotated as arsenical-resistance protein ACR3. The record is from RefSeq and is a predicted model, not a curated record. Gene Ontology annotation, cellular component: plasma membrane. Gene Ontology annotation, molecular function: antiporter activity; antimonite transmembrane transporter activity; arsenite transmembrane transporter activity. Bases 1 to 1230 code for a protein of 409 amino acids. Gene Ontology annotation, biological process: antimonite transmembrane transport; arsenite transport. The transcript has 2 exons. Lineage: Eukaryota; Fungi; Ascomycota; Saitoellomycetes; Saitoellales; Saitoellaceae.